CCAGGCGCCAGCAAUGCCUAUGGCAACGGUCGUCAUGGAUAAACACGGAGGUGCUUAAAUUUGGUCAAAUUUUCGGUAUUUUCCCGAGAAUUUUGAGAGAAACCGCUAGUGCAGCGAAUGGAAAAGUGAGUCGUUUGAAUUUUCCGCACAAUGCAGGCGCCGACAUGGAAGGUCGACUCGGGAAACCCCUUCAAAGCAACACAGAAGUGGAACACGGCCGUCAACACUUUCCGCGUGGAAAUGCCCGUGAAGAGCCACCGCCACUUCCUCCGCAACUACGAGGACACGUUUUCGGGGGCCGAGGCGGCCGCCUGGUUUUUGGCAAAACUGCAGAGCAACAACCACUUUGAAUACCUGAGCAAGAACCAGGUGAUCGCUCUGCUGGACAAAUUCCUCAAGGCAAAAGUGUUUGAACCGGUGCUGGCCGACAAGUCUAAUGACUUCAAGCCCAACAACACCCUCUACCAGUUUCCCAGCAAGUUGCCUCUGAGGACGGUGCCUCUGCCAAACUUCAGUGCAGCUCCGGUGCUGAAACCGCCGAGUCCCAUGCGUCUGGCCAGAUCGCCUAUGAAGAGAAAAAGUUCUUCAGCGGAGAGUUUGAAUGACCCAAAGGUCUUCCUUGAGGACCUCAAGGCCCAGGCAGCCAAAAGACAGAAAAACGCCCUGGAAACUGAGAAAGUCUGGGAAAAUAUCCUCUUUGGCCGGUUGGAGGCCCUUUUUGAUGGAAAGGACAUUCAGGAAUUGAUCCCACCCAGUUUCAUAAAUGGACUCUGGAUUGCAGAAAAUGCCAACUUCGAACCAUGUGCCUCUAUCAAGGAGUACUUCGAGAAAAACAAAAGGGAUUUUCCCACUUGGGUGCAGUCUGCCAUGAAAAACCUAUCAAAUUGGCCUUCCAUCUCUGGUUUCGGGGCUACGCACACUUACCCUGGAUUUGAGAAAGACGUUCUUGUGGAAAUUGUCAAUUAUUUCAAAGCGUCAGAGCAACCUUUCAUUUCUUGGGAGUUGGCAGAUGUCUUUCGAUAUGCCUACAUCUUUCUUGAAACCCAAGACUGUGACCUUAAAGGAAGUAAAGACUCCCUUUUGUCUCCUUCAUCAGAGUCGUGGACAGAACGGCUUAAAAGCAUCGAGCCCGUCCUCUACGAACCGUCUUCAGAGUCUGAAGAUGAAGCCCCGUGGACUGUCAUCCCCCCUCCGCGCCCUGCAAGCACCAAUCCCUUCCACGAGAGCAUCAAUAUGAGCCAGUUGGCCCAUUACCAACUUCCACCCAACACAUGCUUUGAGACGGCCUUCACCACUGAAAGCCCUACUACCAGGGUUGUCCACACUGGCACCCUCAAGUUCAACCGCGGCAGAAGCAAAAGGAAUAGGAGCCAAUCCUCGGAUAACAUAUUUGACCUAGACCAGUGGCAGUCAACCUCAGGUUCAUCUCGCCUGAGUUGCCUGGAAAGAGACAUGUCCUCCCUGACCGUCGACCGACCCAAGUCGACUAACCCCUUUGAGCCCAGCCACACUCGCAGUCACUCAGGGGGCUAUGUCAACCUGGCCCUGUCAAACUCGAUUGAGGAGAAGGAGCCGCCUUUGGAGGAGCUCAACAUGAGCACCGCCCUGGCCACCAUCAAGGUCCUGGCUAAAAAGGCCAAGCAGAGCAAAAAGCUUGAAGACUCCCUUCAGAGCUGCAACAUGAGUGUCGUCUCCUCCAAAACCACAACAAGCAGAGCUACUUCAGUCUCAAAUGGAUUGAUGAACGCCCAAAACACUAAGGUUGCUAAGAAAAUUUACCAACUCUUGCUUCUGCUGCUGCCGCCGGACAGUCGGAAAAAAUUGUGCUUCCUACUGCAGUACCUGGGCAACCUGGUUUCAAACAAGGACCUGAAAUUCUACCCUGACGUGACCACAAAGGAAUUUGUGAUUCAGUCCUUCUGCGAGUUUGUUCUCGGCCUUCCAGAGGACCAAGGCGGCAUCAACCAAUUCAGCAGGACCCUCUCUUGCAAGGUGGUCACCUUCCUGCUUGAUGAAAGAGACUCCAUUUUGUCUCCUCCGGCUGAUUUGAAAGCAGAAGUUGAGCAACAACUUGCCAAAUUUCAGAACAAAGAGAAGACCCUUCCGCGCCCGUUGCGGGUGAUCAAUUCACGCAACAGUAGCGUAAUUAGUUCGAAGACGCCUGCCCCAAGCCCUCCAAAAGUGACCUUCUGCAGACAAGUGUCAACGCAGCAGUUCGAGCAGCAAAAGUGCUCAGGUUCGCAGAAGGCGCUGCAGGAGCUGCUUGAACUCAUCAUCGGAGACAAGAAAAUGAAGCCGAAGGAAAAGGCCAAACGCCUCCUCACGUUCAAGGACUCGUACCCUCAUAUUUACAUGAAGCGAAUUCCGACCAAGCAGGACGAGGACAAAAUCCUGGGCUUAAAGAAAAAGGCAUCCUCCUUCACCAAGCUCAACUUUCUACGAAUCUGAACUGAUUUCCUUAAGUGCCAAAAUAUUAUGAUAAAUAGAGGAUCUGAAUUAAUUUUAUUGUCUGUUGAAAAAAAUUUGAAUAUUAUCAAUCACUUGGUAUGGUCUAUCUAGAAGAAUUCUUAUUGUAAAUGUGUUUAUUAAAUUUCUUGUGCCUUGGCUAUAAGAAGCAAAAUAAUGCCUUUUGAGUAACUUGUGAUUAAUUUAUGAAACGGAACAUUUUAAUAGGGUUACAAUCUUUAUAGAAAAAGAAUUUUUUUGCUUUGUAUUGUCCAAAACUCCUGAUGUUUACUUUUAAAAAGAAUAACAGUAAAUAUAUUUUCAUUAUUUCUAAAAUAAAA
This is a messenger RNA of Neocloeon triangulifer, 2786 nucleotides long. RefSeq names its product DEP domain-containing protein 1B-like. Bases 151 to 2448 code for a protein of 765 amino acids. The transcript is spliced from 11 exons. Gene Ontology annotation, biological process: intracellular signal transduction. The record is from RefSeq and is a predicted model, not a curated record. NCBI's taxonomy places the organism in Eukaryota, Metazoa, Arthropoda, Insecta, Ephemeroptera, Baetidae.